Messenger RNA from Hemisphaericaspora subhashii, 1134 nucleotides. RefSeq lists its product as uncharacterized. Gene Ontology annotation, molecular function: lipid binding; protein binding. Gene Ontology annotation, biological process: endocytosis; actin cortical patch localization; plasma membrane tubulation. The record is from RefSeq and is a predicted model, not a curated record. Gene Ontology annotation, cellular component: medial cortex; actin cortical patch; mating projection tip. Bases 1 to 1134 code for a protein of 377 amino acids. NCBI's taxonomy places the organism in Eukaryota, Fungi, Ascomycota, Pichiomycetes, Serinales, Debaryomycetaceae. The transcript has a single exon.
AUGUUUCCAAAUUCAAUGAAUUCAGAUAUUAACAAAAUAGCAAGUUUAGUUUCAAGUCAACUCAAGAUCCUGGAUGAUUCAAUCAUUAUAAAACCAGAUCAUUUUGAUUGGAAUCGUAUUAAAAGAACUCCCCAAUAUUUUAAACAAAAAAUCAAAUUUAAUGGUGGUUCAUAUACAGUUGAUGAAAGUUUUAAUGAUUUAGAGAAUGAAUUAAAUAAUGAAGAAAAGACAAUUAAAAGUUUGAUCAAAUAUGUUAAACCAUUUGGACAAAGUAUGAUUCAAUUAUUGGAAAUUUCAAAAGAAAUAAGUGAUGGAUUUCAAGAUUUAAUUGAUCCUUAUAAUAAAUUGAUCACAGAAGGAAAUGUUGAUGAACAUGAAUAUGAAGCUUGGAAUAGGAUUCAUGAAUAUAAGAAUGUUGUUAAACUGAUUAAUGUUGAGAAUGAUGUUAAAGAAGUUAUGAAUAUUAUUGAAAAUAAACUAGAAGAAUGUUUAAAGAUUAUUAAAACUAUUCAAAAGAAGAUUAGUAUUAGACAAUAUGCUUUAUUGGAUUAUGAUAAGGUUUAUAAUAAUCAUGAAUCAUUAUUAUUAAAACAAGAACAAGGAGAUUUAACCUUAAAACAAACAAAUCAAUUAUAUAGUCUCAAAAGGAAAACUGAAGAGAAUAAACUAAAAUAUGAUGAAAUUAAUAAUAUCUUAAAGAUUGAAUUACCUUAUUUCUUCAAAUUAAUGCAAUUAAUAAUUGAACCAAUUCAAGUAAUGGUUUAUUUUGUUUAUUUGAUCUAUGUUUAUCAAACUUCAUCAAAUUUAGAACCUUUUUAUAAAAUUACUGGGGAUAUUAAACAAUUAGUUGAUGAUUUCGAAAUUCAAAAUAAACCAAUUGUUGCAGAAAUCGAGAAAUUCUCAAUUAUUAAUUUCCAAAGUCAAUUCUUAAAGGAUUUGUUAACUACUGAAAAUAAUGAAACUGGUUCACAAUAUUGUCAUGCUAUUUUCAAUUUCCAAGGUCAAGAAAAGUCAGAUUUAUCAAUUCAAAAGGGGGAUACUAUUAAGAUUUUAGAAAGAGAAGGUGAAUGGUGGAAAGGCGAAUUAGAUGGGAAAGUGGGAUACUUUCCUUCAAAUUAUGUUAGAUUGUUGUGA